CUUUCCCUCCCCUGUAAGACCCCGAGCUCAGGAGGAGAGCGAGGGGAGGGGGAACCGCCAGGGCGUUCGGGGGAUUGUCAUGGUUACCUCCCUGGCAAAACAAAUGGCUCCACUGGGUGAUGAUGAUGAUGAUGGUGGCGGUGGUCACCCAGACAGCUCCGGACACUUUGAGCCAGCGGUGGGGGGCGAGAGACCCACCCUGGGGAUCCAGAGUCCCCCAUCCCAGGGGAGCCAGACACCCUCCCGGCUCCGGGCAGAUCCUCCCCGCCGGGGCACAUGUUGCUGCAGCCGGUUCGACAGCGCUCCGCAGCCGUGCCUGUCGCCUUCGGGAUUCCUCCUGCCCCUCCUGCCCCCCCAGCCCAGCCGCAGAGGGGCUGGAAGAGUGGGUGAAGUUGCUCCAACCCCCCCAUCCCCUUCUUCCUUCUCCUCCUCCUCUCUGCCAGGAAAGCUCCCCACCACCACCCAGAGGCCCCCAGGAAGAUGCCAGGGCUGAUUAACCGGGUGACCCUCUCCCAGCUGCCCCUCACUGCGUCCGAGGUGACGUCCUGCGUCAGCGGCUAUGCCCUUGGGAUGACAGCCCUGCUCACCUACCACAACCCAGACCCCCAGGCCUUGGAAGGUCUCUUUGUGUACCCCUUGGAUGAGGGCACGGCCGUGGUGGGCUUCGAGGCGGCCACGUCCCGGCGCACCGUGACAGUGCAGAUCAAAGACAAAGCCAAGAUAGACGACACCAACUUCGACAGCUGCAGCCUCCCCCCUGGAAGAGCUGGCGAUGGAAGUGGGAGGAUUAUGAUGGAUGAGGACCUGGAGAGAACUGUUUUUGUGGCCAACCUGGGCAUGAUUCCUCCCCUGGAAAGCAUCUCCAUCUUCAUCAGCACCUCCUCUGAGCUGCAGACACUGCCCAGCGGGGUGGUGAGAGUCCUUCUGCCAGCUGUGUGUGUCCCCAGGGUCCCCCAGCCCAGCCUGGAGAACGCCAGCAGCUUUUCCAGCCACCAGCUCCGAACGGACAAGCUCCUCUGUGGAUCGGGGAGCCCGGAGCAAGGGAGCAGGUUCUGCCUGGCUCAGCUGCUGGACAGUGAGGCCACCAACCCCUUUGAGUACGAGUUCAGCUUCCACCUGGAGAUCCGGGGGCCGUGUUUGCUGGCAGGAGUCGAGAGCCCCACGCACGAGAUCCGAGCGGACGCCGACCCCUCGGCUCGCUCUGCCAGGAGCAUCGUGAUCACGCUGGCCAACAAGCACACCUUCGACAGACCCGUGGAGAUCCUGAUCCACCCAAGUGAGCCCCACAUGCCCCACGUCUUAAUGGAGGAGGGUGACAUGACCCCUGCAGAGUACGAGCGACACCUGAAGGGGAAGAACGAUUUCAUUAAAGGCACUAAGAAGGAUCCCAGUGCCAAGAAAAAGAUGGAAAUCAUCAGGAAGCGGCUGAGCAAGGACAUCCCCCACCACGCCGUCAUCAUGCUCAACUUCUGCCCUGACCUGAGGACGGUGCAGCCAGACCUUCGGAAAGCCCAGGGAGAGUUUAUCUUCCUGGUCGACUGCAGCAGGAGCAUGAGUGGUGCGAGCAUCAACCGUGCCAAGGACGCCCUGCUGGUCGUUCUCAAGAGCCUGAUGCCAGCGUGUCUCUUCAACGUCAUCGGGUUUGGAUCCACCUUCAGGACCCUCUUUCCUGUCAGCCAGGCCUAUUGUGAGGAGAGCCUGGCCAUCGCCUGCCGCAGCAUCGGGGGGAUCCGGGCUGAUAUGGGCGGCACCAACCUCUUAUCCCCGCUGAAGUGGGUCACCCGCCAGCCCAUCCACAGGGGCCACCCCCGGCUGCUCUUUCUGCUGACGGGCGGGGCUGUCAGCAACACCGGGAAGGUUCUGGAACUGCUGCGGGGCCACUCCUGCGCCACCAGGUGCUACAGCUUUGGCGUCGGCCCCAACGCCUGCAGGAGGCUGCUCCGGGGUCUGGCUGCCGUGUCCAGAGGCGCCUCCGAGUUCCUGGCCGAGGGCGAGAGGCUGCAGCCCAAGAUGAUCAGGUCGCUGAAGAAGGCGAUGGCGCCGGUCCUGAGCGACGUGUCCGUGGAGUGGGUCUUUCCUGAGAGCACCGAGGUCUUGGUGUCCCCCGUCAGCACCAGCUGCCUGUUCCCUGGCGACAGCCUGGUCAGCUACGGUGUCAUCUGCGACACCUCCCCGUACCUCUCCACCCCCAGAUCCGACAAGAGGCGGCGCUACAGCAUGAUGCAUUCCCAGGAGUCGGGCAGCUCUGUUUUCUUUCACUCCCAAGAGGAGGCAGCAGGCUUGGAGAGCUGGAACCACUCCAGAGACUCGGAGGGCUCCUGCCCCGCCGAGCGCUCCCCCGACCACCUGGGCGUGGGCAGAGAUCCUGGGGGAGAGUCGGACACGGACACGGGAGUGGGAUCAGACGUGAAGGCUCUGUCCAGGAGACGGGCGUACAGCACCACCCAAAUCUGCGACCGCGAGCCUCGCAGGAAGGCGCCCACCGCCAGCGACCCUGGCACAGCCCUGGUGAAAAACCCCCUCCGGAAAACCCAGCUGCAGGACCUGCAGCAGCUCAGCCCCGAGCCCUGGCAGGUGGAUUUCCAGCCCCUCCCGGCCAUCCCUCCUGGCUCUGCCACCAGGAUCCGUGGCGCAGGCGCCCGGCGCCCGGCCCUGCUCCAGCGCAGCUGCGUGUCCUUCUGCCACGACGCCAGCUCCCCGGCGCUGCCCGACGGGCCGCAGGAAACCCCGGCCAGGGGCUUGGAAGCGCUCGAUGCCAUCACGAGCCUGCGCUCCUCGUCGGACAGCCGGAGCCCCGGGGAUCUGGAGUCCGCCCAGCAUCCGUCCCUCGCCUUUGAGACAGAGACCUCGUCGGACUGGGAGCCCCAGGACCUGGAUAUCGGCGCUGCCUGCGGCUCCCCACGCUCCCCCAGGACCUUCUGCAAGGCCGUGGUGAAGGGGCUGAGGAACAACGAGCCCGUGCAGUGGGAAGUCACGUUUGAUAUCCACCCUCUGUUCCAGGAGCGGCAGAGCCGGGAGGAUGGUGACACAGACCUGUGGAGCGAGACCUUCCACCACCUGGCAGCCAAGUCACUCAUCCAGGAUUUCGAGCAGCUCGCGGAGAGGGAGUGUGAAAUCGAGCAUGGGUCUGGGCGGCGGUUCCAGCUCAACGCUGUCCACACCAGCAAGUCCUGCAACGUCAUCAGCAAGUACACGGCGUUCGUGCCCGUGGACCUGAGCACCAGCUCCUACCUGCCCACGCUGGUCCAGUACACACACACAGGGGCAAAAUCCAAGCCAGGCAACCAGCGGAAACAGAAGAGUUCAGGAAACAGAAGACACCGUGGCUCUUCCCCUGGACGUCCUCAGUCAGCGUGUGGCCAGAAUGGAGACUACGGAUUUUACAGCAUGAAUGCUGAGAGCAGCCCCUCACCCUCCAGCACCCCGUCCUCAUCUGCCUGGGAGCGCUGCCGAGCCCCUGAAGGGCUGCUCCACAGCCUGUCUGCUUCCUCUGCAGAAGCCCAGAAAUCCAUCGAGAGGCUCUUUGCUGCCAGGCUGACCCUCAAUAAAACCAUGCUGCUGCUCCGAGCUGCCAAAGGCUUCAUGAGUAAAUCUCCGAGCAGGGGGAGCGAAGCCGGCUCUGAGGGUGACAGUGAGAGCGUGGACUACCUUCCCCUGGUGUCCCUGCAGCUGGCCUGCGGCGCCUUCCUUCUCAAUUCGGCCUUCUGUGACGCCGUCAACAUCCCCAUGGAGAAGCUGAAGUGGACAUCGCCCUUCGCCUGCCACCGCCUGUCCCUCAGCCCUUCUGGCUCCUACAGCACCAAGAAGAACGCUUCCUCCCCGGAGCACAAAGCCCCGAACUCCAGGCAGCGGCUGCUGGUCCCCAGUGGGCAGGGGAAGGGUCCCAGCACCGGAGGCAUCGCUCAGGGAGCGGCGCUGGAGGACGCCGGCCGCCCUCGGCACUCGUCGGGCAGCGCGGCCGAGAGCAUCUCCAGAGCGCUGAAAGCCCGGGAGGAGCCGGCCAUCGCCAUCCGCAGCUUCUCCUCCCCGGCAGAGUGCCGGGGCUGGGACGCCCACGGCUCCGAGCUCCAGGCUUCGCUCUUGGACGCGGAGCUGCAGCGGCAGGCGGAGCCCGAGGGGAUGCUCUGGGCCACGGCCGUGGCCUUGGCCUGGCUGGAGCACAGCUCGGCUUCCUACUUCAUCGAGUGGGAGCUGGUGGCUGCCAAAGCCAGCCUGUGGCUGGGCGGGCAGCGCUUCCCCGAGGGAUCCAGCCUGGCCGCCGUGAAAGCCGCAGCUCAGCAGCUCUUUGUGCUGCUCCGUCACUGGGAUGAAAACCUGGAGUUCAACCUGCUGUGCUACAACCCAGGCAGCGUGUAAGAGGAGGAGGAGGAGGAGGAGGAGGAGGGAGGCUUGGGCAGGUUAGCGAGGGCACAGGAGCAGGGAUCCAUCCUUAAGGGAAUGCCUCCGAGGAGCUCAGCUCCUCUGCUGCAGGGAUGUGCGUGUUUAUUAGAGCAAACCCUGCAAACAGCAGCUUGGCCAAAAGCCUGCACGUGGCCAGUUGGGAUUUUGCCCUGGAAGGGAACCUGCCUGCAGCAGAUGCUUUUUAUUUUCAGCUGGAGCAGCACUUCCAGCUACGGCAGUUCCCUCCUGGUCCUGGUUUCUUCUGGUCCCAGCCCAGUUUCCAGAGCAGAUCUUGUGGCCUGCUCCACUUUGCCCUGUCCUUGCUUAGAUGCCUCUUCCCAGCCCUGAAUCACUGCCAAGCCCCCACCGCAGCCCCUCAGCCCCCAACCCCUGCUUCCCUGAGGCUCCUGCCUGGCUCCUGCCAUCUCAGGUGGCUUUCAGAGAAGGCAAAGCUCAGGCAAUGUGCUCAGCUCAUGGAUCAGAGGGGAUCUGGGCUGGGAAUGACCGAGUGAAGAGCAGCCCCGCUGUCACAGCCAGGUGGAUCGAGCCCAGCCACACACAAACAAGCUGGGCCGGUUGGAGGCUGGGACCAAACCCCACCACAUCCACACGGUGCUGGGCUCCCUCGGGCCCUCUGCAAUCCCAGCAGGAGUUUGUGAGAUCCCUUGCAGCCAAUGCGUGCCUUUGGAGCUUCACAGGCGGAGCCAGGGUGCCCAAGACUGAAGGAUCAAGUGCCUCUGGAGGGAAUUUCCUGCCGCUGUCCCCAGCGUGGCUGCGAUGCCCCUGGAGCCCAUCCAGACCCUGCUGCCUUUUGCUCCCUCUCUUGUAGGCAUGUAGCAGCCUUGCCUGUCCCAGCAGGCUUCUGUCUCGUGUCUGUGUGUCUGGGGGUGACACAGGAGGGAAACCAGUGCUGGGAACCGUGAGCACCCCUCCGGUCUGUGCUCUGGUGUCACCUCACCAAGGUCCCCAGGACCAUCUCUCAGUGUGGCCUCUCCGGGGUCCCCAGGAUCAUCCCUCUUGUCCCCGCUCUGGUUUCACCUCUCUGGGGUCUCCAGGAGCUUCCUUCUGGCCUCUGCUCUCAGUGUCAGCUCUCUGGGUUCCCCGGAACCUCGAGCAUCCUCCAGUCUCUGCUUCGAUGUCACCCCUCUGAGGCCCCCAGAGCUGCAGGCAUCCCUCUGCAGGUCCCCGGUGCGGCAGUGCUCAGCGGUGCUGCGGGUGCUGCAGGUUUGCCUCGGCGCUGUCGUGUUCUCUGUUGUUGCAGAAGUGUUGUUGUCCCAGUAAACCACAGCCUGCUCUGCUUCCCAGUGCGAGUCCUUUGUUUCGGGGUGGGUUCUCGGUGGGUUUCCCUGGGGCCGCCCCGGCUGGUUGGAGCGCUGCGUUCGCUAAAAUGCCCCCCCCCAAAAAAACCCCGUCAUGAUUUAGUGUGUGAGUUUAGGUCUGGGUUUCAGAGGGGAUAAGGAACCUCCCUCAGGUUUUGGGGAGCUGGGUUUUGCAAACCCUGGAUUGCACAGCGUUUGGUGAACUGAUGGAUCCAGGAUUUUAAAAAACCAGGGGAAAUUGGGUUUGAUCAUUCUCUGAGACAGAGAUGGAGCCGAGAAAUCUUCUGCUGCCUUUGCACGGUUUAACCCGUCACCUCGGUCAGUGCAAGGACGCAGAAACCCUGCCUUCAUCCCGCACCUUCCUUAAUUAGUGUCGCAAUUACAGGUAUUAAUAAAGCAGUCAUUGUGUUUUCCAAUCCAAAGCAGGAGCUCUGCCAUCCCUUAUUUCCCCCUUGGCAAACACGGACCCCCUCGGAUUCCCUCC
This is a messenger RNA of Hirundo rustica (Barn swallow), 6183 nucleotides long. RefSeq names its product von Willebrand factor A domain containing 5B1 (gene VWA5B1). The transcript is spliced from 23 exons. NCBI's taxonomy places the organism in Eukaryota, Metazoa, Chordata, Aves, Passeriformes, Hirundinidae. The coding region runs from base 481 to 4356 and encodes 1291 amino acids. The record is from RefSeq and is a predicted model, not a curated record.